Messenger RNA from Rhopilema esculentum, 7223 nucleotides. The record is from RefSeq and is a predicted model, not a curated record. Lineage: Eukaryota; Metazoa; Cnidaria; Scyphozoa; Rhizostomeae; Rhizostomatidae.
AAUCAUAGGAAUUUUAUAUUAUGUGUUGUAAAGUUAUAGCUACAAAAAAGGUUAUAUAUGGGAAUGGUUUUCUGGUGUAAAUAAGGAGGCAAUUUAGAAGCAGCCUCUUUUUGAUGAAAUGUCUUAGCGCCAAAGAAACCAAAACAUUAAACAGACUCACAUUAGUAACCAUUUGAAAGUAAAUUACAAGAUCGGGGAAGCAAGUGAUGAACUUACUAGUAUGGUUACCCUCCUGCCAAUGAAGUAGUCAUACUGCUGUGUACAUAAGUUUGCCCUAAACUGUAUGGUUUUUGCUGAUAGAGUCACAAACUGCUUGUUUUGUGGAGCUAACCAUGAUACUCAAGAAGAGCCUGUUACCAUCGAAUAUGUUACAAUCUUUGAAGAAAAUGUUAAAACCUUUGAAAACAACAUGGUGAUGUUUUGUUGAGAAUCAUGGAGUAUGAGACAGAUGAUAGACCAAAACAUAAAUCCUUCAGCACAGAGGAGAAGAUGUGCCUGGAGGAAAUAUGCACAUCAAAUGGACUUGAUUUCUCAGAGAAAACAAUUUAUAAACAUAUCCAUGAAGUUGAGCUUUUCUUAAAUGGAAUUUCAGCAGUCCCUCCUAUGAGACAGUUUCCUGCCCUGAAGAUUUUCUGUUUGAUUGGGCAUCAGAUAUCUAAGAUUGAACAUUUAGAGCCAUUAGUCAAUCUAGAAGAGCUUUGGAUUUGUGAAUGUAGCAUAAAGGUUUUGGAAAGUCUGGACAGGAACAGGCAUUUGAAGAAACUUUACUUGUAUGAUAACGAAAUAGAGAAGAUUGAAAACAUUUCACAUUUGAAGAGUCUUGAACUUCUUUGGCUCAAUGGAAACAAGAUUGAAAAAAUUGAGGGUAUCAAUACAAUGGAAAGCCUAAAGGAACUGAAUCUCAGUGAAAAUUUGAUCACAAAAAUAGGUCGUUCCCUAGAAAGCAAUCAAAUGAUCGAAAUCUUAAACCUAUCUGGAAAUCCAAUUUGUUCAGUAAAGGACAUCACAAACUUGAGUUACCUUCCAAAGCUAAGAUCGCUGAGUUUCAAAGACCCUUUAUAUACACCAAGUCCUGUUGGUCUUCUCUGCAAUUAUGCUCUUCACGUGCUAUAUCAUCUCCCAGCUCUUAAUACUCUAGAUUCCCUUGAUGUUUCUGUUAGAUCACUGAAGGAGAUGUCAGAGAUGACGGUUUCAAAGAAGAUUAUGUUUUACAAGAUGAAACUUAAAACACUGGAACGAGAGUACAAUGAAACAAAAAAGAAACUGGAAGAUACGAAAAUGAAAUUGCAAACUGUGUCUUUUGGCAUACAGAAGAAGCUUUGGUUUGCAGUAAAAGAGGUUGAACGGGAACUUGAAGAGCUGAACGUGCCUUCGAAAGCCAUGAGUUUUGCUGUUUGUGAAACUAAAGAGAGAAAGUCCGAUUGCCCUGAAGCAGACAAGAAUUCGAGUCGGGACGAUUACUCGGAAGAUAAUGACGUGGAUCCUGCAGGAUACGAUUCCGAGGAAUCAUCAAGUGAGGACGAGCUGGAGGAGCUUCUUGAACGUGUCAAUGCAAGGAGAGACAAGCUGAAGACAAAACUGCAGACGUUGCUAGAGCGAAUUGCAUUUUGGGAUAAACGAGAUGAAAGCCUUGACCAGUCAUACAAGGAGGUUUGUCUGCAAGCAAGGCAUUUUGUUGAUCAGCAAAUUGCGCGGAUUGUAAUGGAAUUAGAGACUGCAGGCAAUGUCAGGUUUGAAGAAGGAAGUUCAGCCGAUCCUUGGUACAAAGCUGUUCAUGAUGUGUUCAUGUCUCGGUUCACGGAGCUAGAUUAUAGAGAGCUUCCUAUAACGUCGGUCAAGAUUCACCAGAUCCUACGAAUAUAUAACAGAAACCUUCACAUGAGGUUUGACAGCAAGCUAGAGCAAAUAACAGAUAAAGAGGAGAGCGUUUUGAGUAUAAGAGAUGAAAACAGGGAGAUGGAUUACCUUUUCAACGUUUGGGAUCACUCUCAUGCUGACAACAGUAAAGACCUUUUGGACAAAAUCGAGAAUGGAUACGAAUAUAAUUCCAACGCUGCUGUCCACCUCACCAACAGUCUGGGUGUGGCUGAUAAAUCGAGAAUCAAAUACAUUUUGAAAAAAAACUCAGAUAAAGAUGCUGAAAAACAAGACUUUCGAUACGGUCGAAUCCUGGUGUGCAAAACAUUCCUUGGAAAAACGUGUAAGGUGACCAAAAGUGACAAAAAAAUCAACAAGCAACAAUAUCAGAAUUACGACACUGCCUACCAGACAAGAAGACACGCCAUAUGUCCGACCAAAGCCAGAAGUAAGAGCACUGUUGGAAUAGCUGAGCUCUGUGAUUGCACGCUGCGGAGGUGCACUUGGCACGUGUUUAACGCUGAGCUGGUGCUUCCAGAAUAUAUGGUCGAGUUCGAAUAUGUUACGAGGAAUGCAGAACCAUUGCAAGCAAAGCUAAGUGAAAUCUUGCUAGAAGGCAGCAAAGCAAACUCAGCCAAUCCGCUGAUCGAAAAUGCUACUGCAACGGACGAAAAACACGCAGACAUGGACCAGAAUAUCAUAAACAUGGACCCAAUGGUUAAAACUAGGCCUAGGUAUCACUCAUUUUUUUAUGAUUUCAAUGUAGCUCAUAGCAUUUUAAAACUCUUUCUUCACGGUUUAAAUUCCAACGCUGCUGUCCACCUCACCAACAGUCUGGGUGUGGCUGAUAAAUCGAGAAUCAAAUACAUUUUGAAAAAAAACUCAGAUAAAGAUGCUGAAAAACAAGACUUUCGAUACGGUCGAAUCCUGGUGUGCAAAACAUUCCUUGGAAAAACGUGUAAGGUGACCAAAAGUGACAAAAAAAUCAACAAGCAACAAUAUCAGAAUUACGACACUGCCUACCAGACAAGAAGACACGCCAUAUGUCCGACCAAAGCCAGAAGUAAGAGCACUGUUGGAAUAGCUGAGCUCUGUGAUUGCACGCUGCGGAGGUGCACUUGGCACGUGUUUAACGCUGAGCUGGUGCUUCCAGAAUAUAUGGUCGAGUUCGAAUAUGUUACGAGGAAUGCAGAACCAUUGCAAGCAAAGCUAAGUGAAAUCUUGCUAGAAGGCAGCAAAGCAAACUCAGCCAAUCCGCUGAUCGAAAAUGCUACUGCAACGGACGAAAAACACGCAGACAUGGACCAGAAUAUCAUAAACAUGGACCCAAUGGUUAAAACUAGGCCUAGGUUAACCAUUCUUACCGAAGAUCUUCUACUGAAGCAUACUGGGGCUUCGUAUAUUAGCAGGAUCUCUACUCUAAACCUUAAUGGGAGUGGCUUAACCAAACUGAAGCUUUUAUCCACACUUUCAAAUCUGAAGAAAUUGAUUGUCAGUUUCAACGAUCUUACAUCACUUCAAGAUCUCUCUGGAAUGAGCAAUCUAGAAUACUUGGACGCUAGUUUCAACAAGAUAUCAUCAGUUGAUGGAUUUAAGGGAUGCAUUCACCUUGCUCAUCUAGAUCUAAGUUGGAAUCGACUGCACUACACCCGUGAAGAAGUUGGUUUGAUUAGAAAAUACCUGCCAGCAAUAAAAACAUUGAAUUUGAAACACAAUCCGUUUUUAAAGCCCGAAACUCUACGACUGAGAUGCAUAGGUAGAUUGCGAAAUCUGAUAACGCUUGAUAACGAAGAGGUAGCUGAGGAGGAGACAACAUUAGCAAUCAGAAUGGCAGCCUGCUCUCGAAUCGCUUACGUCACUGUUCUCGCCCAUUCAAGGACAGAUGUGUGCAAACCCCGAACCCUAAGCUUGGAAUCCACCUGCAGUGUUAUUAUGGCAAGGAGUAAACACAAACCAGUAAAACUCUACGAAGACGAUAAAAAAUGGUUUUACAAGGUCACAUGUUUGCAAUUGGAUAACCAACAUUUGAGCAAAAUUUCAAAUUUAGAGCAUCUGGAUAAUUUGAAAUUUGUUUCUUUUAAUGAUAACGACAUCACAAAGAUAGAGGGCCUAGAGAGUUGUCCGCGAAUCGAAGAACUAUCUCUAGCUGGCAACUGCAUUUCAAAGUUGGAAGGCAUUGAUCAUCUGCUAAAGCUGAAAUCUCUAAACUUGGAUAACAACAAUCUGAUGUCGAUUGAUGCCACAAAUUUUGAAAAACUGAGCGAACUCAGACAUCUGUCUCUUGAGAAUAAUUCCAUUGCACGAAUCAAAGGCCUUCAGAAAGCAGUGUCCCUCUAUGAUCUUUUCAUUGGUAACAACAAAAUUACAAACAUGCGUGAAAUAUUCCAUUUAAAAAAUAUCCAGAGCCUGGCUAUCCUCGACCUAAUCGGUAACCCGAUAACAGGCGAGUCUUCAGAUUACCGAAUUUUCAUCAUAUACCACAUCCAGUCUCUGAGGGCAUUGGAUGGUAAGGCGAUUGAUCAAAUGGAAGAGACGAUUGCUAAGGAUACGUAUGGCGGUCGUUUGACGCAGGACUUCGUAGCUGAAAGACUCGGUCAUUCAAACUUUGUUGAAGUUUGUGAGCUUGACUUGCCCAGUCAAGGACUUAGAAGCAUCGACCUUGGAAAUGGGGAGUCUUUCAGCUAUUUAACAAGCGUUAAUUUGGAGCAUAACAGUUUAACAAACUUUGGAGGACUCAUUCACCUUUCCAAUUUAAAGGUUUUGUGCCUCAAUUUCAAUCACAUAGAAAGUAUCAUAGGGAAGGCCAAGGGACCUCAGGUGCCAAGCAGCCCUUCUCACAGCAAGGUUAUAAGCGAGCUCACCAGCCAAGAAUACAACACUCCUGUGUUGGAUACUUUGGAAGUACUCCAUUUAGGGUUUAACGGAAUAAGCAGUAUACCAACUCUUCAGCUUGGCAGACUAAGAAACUUGAAGACACUCUUUCUACAAGGAAAUGAUAUCACAAAGGUAGAUGGCAUUGAAGGACUUACAGAACUGCGCGAACUUGUCCUUGAUAAAAACAAAAUAAAGAACUUUGGAGAAUAUUCUUUCGCAAGCCAAUGGAAGCUUACAGAACUGCACUGCGAGGAAAACAGGCUUCGAGAACUCGCGAAUUUGGAGCAUCUUUCAAAUCUGCAGAGGCUGUUCAUCGGUCUUAACAGAAUACAGGAAAGUGCGGAAAUUGAGCGACUGGAAAGACUGUCAAAUCUCAUUGAGCUGUCCGUCAUAGGCAACCCAGUUUCUCGUCGCUUGAUGCACCGACCGAUGCUCGUGUUUCGCCAGCCGAAUCUUAUCAGCAUUGAUGGUAUGCCGGUUACAAAUGAAGAACGAACGAAGGCUGAGCUUUACUUCUUGGAGCAACAGGGCGGCGUUCAACUGUUGCAAACACUAGCUGGCGCUGCUAAUGUCUCCCUACCGGGAAUCAACGCUGCCUCAACAAAAUCAACCGGACAGGUUCCCUUGAAGGUUACCCAAGUUCAGCUGAGUGGAAAUAACCCAGAUUUAGCGUAUCAGCUCGGGCAGCGAAUUUACAGUCUUGAUCGAUUACAAAACACCACCCCUCCACCCUACCUUGGUAGUGAUAAUUGUGAUUACAGCAAAGGACAAAAGAGCGGUCGCAGAAACCAGGCGAAUGGUAGUCGGAAGUCGGGCGGUCGUCAGGACAACAGUAACCAAGAAAAGUCGAGUUCAAAAAGAUAACCAUGAAAAGAAAUCUAAUCCUAAAGACGUUUUAACAUUUCAAUGAGUGUAACAUUUUAUUCUUUUGUAAAUAUUUUAUGUAAGGGUUGUAAACUAAUUUAUCUGUCCAUGGGUUUGGGAUGAAAUUUAUCUAUUAUAAAAGGUAAAUAAUCUUAAGUGGAUUUAAUCUUUUUCUCUAAAGAUUUUGGCUGGUCGUAUUGCGAUAAGCCGUUUUUCUGGUCAGAAUUGUUUACAAUAAUUUACCUGAUCGGAGUUUUGUGCUUUUGCGUGUUCAAGAUUUUUCCAGUCUUGACGAAUUUUGAAGUAUAUCUUGAGAUGUUGAAUUUUAGCGUUAAUUUUGUGCGUUGAAUUAAAACAAUAUAUUUAGACGUUAAAUUUCGACAUUAUUUUUGGACCUUAAAUUUCGACAUUUUUUUGGACCUUAAAUUUCGACGUUAUUUCUGGAUCCUAAAUUUCGACGUUAUUUUUGGACGUUAAAUUUCGAAGUUUUUUUGGAAGGUCAAAUUUCGACCUUUCUUUGGAUCUUAUGCCUCGUAGUCAAAUCAGCGAAAACAUCCUAGCCUCGCAUUCAUGAUUUAUUGCCCUUUCGCUGAUAUAGAAGUUCUUUAUCAUUGGCCCUUUUCGUUUUGAGGAAAGACUACUGAAGGUUUUCACGGAGGGAAUAAUAUAUGAUUUUUCAGUUUAUCUAGCCUUUGUUAUGUUAUUUGACUAGUCGGAUUCAUUUUUCACCAAGCUAAACGCUUAAAGUAUACUGAACUUGUAGCAUAAUUAAGCUAGUAAAACAUUAUAACUUGGUGUUCUUUUUAGGGCAAAUGGUAAAAAUAUUACUUUAAUUUUUGGAUUAGUACCCUAUUUUCUCGAAAAAUCAAAAUUUGCUUAAAAAUCUACCUCAGCCUAUUGAAUUUGCCUAUGGUAACGCUGACGUUAAGCUUGGCAGUAUAAGUUGUUAUUUAGCUUGUUUAAGCGGUAUAACCUGAUAUUCAAGACAGUGUUGAUAAUUUCUCUAUUCCAAACUUCGCCCGUUCAAACCGCAGGCAGUAAAUGUCACUGGCGAUUUCGUUACCUCCCAUCGUGUCAUGAAUAUUUCAUGUUUCAUUUUAUAAGCGGGUUUCAGUUUUUAUGGAUGUAUACAAACUGAGAAAUAUUUUCCGCGGGCAUUCAUAGUGUUGUAUUCGUAUUAAAAAUCAGAAUUUGGAGACUCAAAUAAGAGUAUCUUGAGCAAAGAAUCCCGUGAAACUCUAAUCAAUGUGCUAUACCAACGGUAGAGAAUAUACCGUGAAUAAACGCCGUGACCCAAUGCUUUCCGAGUCAAUACCAACGCAACCUGCCUAAGUUUUUCAGAUCGCCAAAGCUCAUAGCAGCCGUCACAUUUCAUAACAUGUUUAUCAAUUCCUUUAAGCUACACGAUUAAUAUUAACAUGAUAUACCGUCAAUUCUAAAACCUUCAUUGUGAUUUACUACAUUUAAUUGUUAAUAGCUGACGAAUCUUGCUUUUGUCAGUUUAAGUGUCAUGCUUCUCCAGUAUCCUGUUUCUGAUUCUCCGUGACUUGGCAUGAAAAGCAUUUGAUGUCUUCGUAAACGUUAUGGCUUUGACCUGACAUAACUUAUUACAAAAUUAAUGUUUUAAA